Zophobas morio is the source of this 833-nucleotide messenger RNA. RefSeq lists its product as uncharacterized. The transcript is spliced from 6 exons. The record is from RefSeq and is a predicted model, not a curated record. NCBI's taxonomy places the organism in Eukaryota, Metazoa, Arthropoda, Insecta, Coleoptera, Tenebrionidae. Bases 129 to 752 code for a protein of 207 amino acids.
ACACAAAAGUUUCUUUUUUAGGUUCUCUUGUGUGCUUUGGUCUUCAAACUUUUAAUAUUAUUAAGGAAGAACUCACUGAGGUGCUCGAAAUUCCAGGAGAAAUCACCAGCGAAUUUCUGCCAUUUCUUAUGCUUCUAAUAACCGAUGUCGAAUUAAGGGAGAGACAACUCGAAGCGGGCAAUACUGAUUUCCAAUUGGAAGAUAUCGAGUCCGAGGAGAAAGUAACGGAGCUCCUUCGGAACGAGGAGUUCGCUCAGAAGCUGCUGGGCCUCCACAUGCUCGACUUGGUGGGAAACGGUAAGAGCGUGGAGCUGGCCAGGCUAACCUCGUGGCUGGUCAGGGCUGACUUGCCGCUGGACUUUGAGGUUCUUAGCACACUCAUCCUUAAAGUAGGCGAAGUGAGCGACAUCAUGAACACCAUGCGCGUUUGCCUGCUGGACCAACUCUUGAUUCCCAAGGCGGCUGUCGACGAGGACGUGCACUUGCAAACCGUGGGCCUACUAUGCGCCCAGCACCAUUUGCUGACAUCAGGCCAGCUGCAGACCUAUUUAAAGCGGUUGUGCACAUGCGAGAGCAGGCAUCCGCUCUCUGCCGAGGGGAAGAGAGAACUCAAGGAAGCCUACCUUGAAUUGCGGGAAGUUAUCGGCCAGAAACUCCCCACCGACUGCAUUGAGAACUACAUCACCCACGUGUUAGACGACCCUCAAAACGACGUAGAGGUCAACGAGGAGGAAGCGCGGAAUUGCUCAUAAAGAACCUCCGCUUUUUAUUAAUUGAUACUAUUAAAGUUAACCCAACGUAUACACACGUAUUAUAGUAAAUAUUGAUCCACU